AUGAGCGCCCUGCCACCACGCGGCCUUGCCGCCGUCCUCGCCAAGUCUGCCUCCGACGUGGUCAUCCUCUCGUCAGUGCGCACGCCAAUCUGCCGCUCCUACAAGGGCCAGCUCAAGGAUGCCUAUCCGGAGGAGCUUCUCGCUACCGUCCUGCGCGCCCUGCGCGAACGCCAUCCGGAUGUCCCAGUGGAGGACGUCGGCGUCGGCGUCGUGCUCUCCGAGCUGGGCGGAUCCAAGGCCGCACGGAUGGCACUCAACCACGUCGGCUACCCGAAUGAGACGUGCCUCUACACAGUCAACCGCGCGUGUUCGUCGUCAUUGCAAGCCAUCGCGUCGGUGUCCGCGCAGAUUCGGACGGGCUUGAUCAGCGUCGGCAUCGGCGCGGGCAUGGAAAGCAUGACGAGAAACUACGGCAGCAGGGCCGUGCCGGUGGACGUGUGGCCGGAGCUCAAGGAAUCGCCCGUCAAGGACGCGAGGGACUGCAUCAUGCCCAUGGGCCUCACGUCUGAGAACGUGGCCUCGCGCUUCAACGUCUCGCGCGCCGACCAAGACGCUUUUGCCGCGCAGUCUCACGUCCGCGCCUCGGCAGCCCGCGCCGCUGGGCGGUUCGACGACGAGAUUGUACCCGUGACGACGCGCUUCCAGGAGGUCGACAAGCAGGGCAACGCCGUGGGCGAGGAGCAGACCAUUACCGUCACCCGCGACGACGGCAUCCGCGACACUGUCUCGGCAGAGGCCCUCGCCAAGCUGAAGCCCGCGUUCAAGCCCGACGGUGCCUCCACGGCCGGAAACUCCAGCCAGGUAUCCGACGGCGCGGCAGCGACGCUACUGAUGCGCCGCAGCACCGCCACGCAGCUCGGGCUGCAGGACCGCAUCAUCGGCCGCUUCGUCUCCGCCGUGACCGUGGGCUGCGCCCCCGACGAGAUGGGCAUCGGACCGGCACUGGCGAUCCCACGCCUCCUCGCGCAGCACGACCUGUCCAUCGAGGAUAUCCAGAGAUGGGAGAUUAACGAGGCGUUUGCCAGCCAAGCGAUCCACUGCCUGCGCGCGUUGAACCUCGAGAAGGCGUGGGAGCAGGGUCGUGUAAACCCAGACGGCGGAGCGAUUGCGCUGGGUCACCCGCUCGGAGCUACUGGAGCGAGGAUGACGAGCACGCUUAUGCAUGGCCUGCGGAGAGACGGAGGCGACCUUGGAGUGGUGAGCAUGUGUGUGGGAACGGGCAUGGGAAUGGCAGGUCUCUUCGCCCGUGAGUAA
Purpureocillium lilacinum is the source of this 1254-nucleotide messenger RNA. RefSeq lists its product as uncharacterized. Gene Ontology annotation, cellular component: peroxisome. The record is from RefSeq and is a predicted model, not a curated record. Gene Ontology annotation, biological process: phenylacetate catabolic process; fatty acid beta-oxidation. Lineage: Eukaryota; Fungi; Ascomycota; Sordariomycetes; Hypocreales; Ophiocordycipitaceae. Gene Ontology annotation, molecular function: acetyl-CoA C-acyltransferase activity.